UAAUCUAAUGAUAAAAAAUACAGUACUUAUGUAAUGGUACAAGACCAUUUUGGUUAUGCAUAUUAGACCGAGUCUAUAAAUAGACCAUGUAGCUAUGUCUCCACACAAGGAAAUUAAAGAAAGAUACAAAGAGAUAGUAACAAUGGAGUUGAUGAACAAGAACAAGAAGGCAAUGGUGAUGAAGUUAGCUUUGCUGGUUUUCCUUUUGGGCUUCACUUCAACUGUUGUUGAUGCUCGUUUCGAUUCAACAUCCUUCAUAACUCAAGUGAUCUCAAAUGGUGAUUCUACUACUAAUAAUUAUGAUGCCAAAUCAACAGCCACAGCAUGCUGUAAUACCUGCCUUUGCUCAGUAACACCAGAACUUACUCAGUGUCGCUGUGCUGAUGUUGGAAAAACAUGUCACUCAGCUUGCAAAAAUUGUGAAUGUGGAUGGAGUUCUCCACUGUGCACUUGCUAUGAUAUCACUGAUUUCUGCUAUAAACCAUGUAAUUAAUUAUGUAUGUGAUAAACAAAGUCUCUAUAAGGCUUUUGUUUUUUAUUGUGUGUAUGGAAAUGAAGAAAUAAAAAUUACUUUUUGGCCAGUUUGUUUGUUUUUGACAAACUGCAUGGUCAAAUGUGUUUGUUUUGUAGAUUUUGUCAAUCUUUUCAAUGAUUAGAUAUCUUAACAAGUGUUUUAAA
Molecule: messenger RNA, 678 nt
Organism: Medicago truncatula (barrel medic)
Lineage: Eukaryota; Viridiplantae; Streptophyta; Magnoliopsida; Fabales; Fabaceae
Product: Bowman-Birk type proteinase inhibitor
Exons: 1
Coding region: 95-493 (132 amino acids)
Cellular component (GO): extracellular region
Molecular function (GO): serine-type endopeptidase inhibitor activity
Source: RefSeq, a predicted model, not a curated record